This is a messenger RNA of Diaporthe batatas, 1270 nucleotides long. RefSeq lists its product as uncharacterized. Gene Ontology annotation, molecular function: acyltransferase activity, transferring groups other than amino-acyl groups. Bases 32 to 919 code for a protein of 295 amino acids. The transcript is spliced from 2 exons. The record is from RefSeq and is a predicted model, not a curated record. Lineage: Eukaryota; Fungi; Ascomycota; Sordariomycetes; Diaporthales; Diaporthaceae.
AAACGCUGUGUCCGAGUCGUCAGUCAAAUUAAUGCGAUCCAAUUGCAACCAACUCAUCAAGUUCAUAGGUAUCAAGUACGGAAGACCCAUUGCCGCCAUGACGCUCCCCUUCCCUGUCCCGCCGGGCCUCUUGGCCCCGGAGUUCAAAAUGCUACCCAUCACGGACCCGAAUGAUGCCGAGCAGGUCGCCGAGGUCUACUACGCCGCCUUCCAGACCGACCCAGGUAACACGUACUGGUGGUCCGCCGACACGUCCGCCAUGAUGGAAUGGAUGAUUCGCCGCAUCCGCCGCAAGAUUGCCGACCCGUCUGUGCGCCACUUCAAGAUCGUCGACACCCAGUCGGGUGGUAAUGAGAUGGUCGCUUUUGCACGGUGGGACGUGCCAAAGGGGUCGGUUGCAUUCGGGGAAUGGGCGGGCGCUGCUGCUGGUGGGGUGGAGGUUAACGGCAUGAAGGAGGUGGAUGCAACGGAGCCGGUGGGGGGCCUGGAGGAGGCGGUUGCUAAACAGAAACCCGUGACAGGUGCUACCGAGGCACCGCCGCCGCCUGACGCUUCUCCCGCUACGCUCGACGUCCCUCGUGGCGCCGACCUGGAGCUCUGCCGUGGGUUCUUCGACGGGCUGAGCCGGAUGUCUGAUAAGUGGAUGGCCGACGACAUGUUGGGCCUAUCACUUAUCGCGACGUCGACAAAGUAUUUCAAGAAGGGCGCAGCCAAAGCGCUGAUACUUACCAUGCUGAACAUGGCCGACACACAAGGCCACCGGACCUAUCUCGAAGCUACGCCUGCUGGCAAGCCGAUUUAUGAAAAAUACGGCUUCCGGGAGGUCGACAGGCUCGAGUUCAACCUGGAUGAACUGACCAAGGACCGCCAUGGCGUCUACAAACUAUGUAUCAUGAUUCGGGAGCCGGUGAAACGAUAACUACCUGACCAACUCACAGCCAAAGGAAUUGAAUUCGGGGACGCCAGGAGCUCCACCCCGAGUUUGCCUGUUCGAUCUUGCGACAUCGAAAUUUAGGCAAAUGCGGCUGUCGACGCCGUGAGGGCUGGGCAGAUCAGAUGGUGCGCAGAAGCAAGGUCUUCUCAUAAAGCACCCUAGUCCGCCGCAGAUAGGUUUUCCAUGAAACCCACAGCCUUUAAUACCUAUCAACCUGACUUAGAAACCCUCUUCCAGUACUUUUACAAAACAGGCUCGACUGUAUAUCGAGAUUCAUGUAUUCUAUAAGAUUGGUACAUUCCCUGAUGAAAUUUGAUCAGAACUCAAUUUGAAGCA